AUGAAAUUCUUAGUAUCAUCGGAUGAUUCUGCCUCAGCUAAAAUUGUAAUAUGUGAUAGAGGUACAGAUACUUCAAAACAAGAUUCUCAACAACCAAAAUCAAUUCAAAAUUGUUUAAUUGAACCAAAAUUAAAAUAUAGUUCAAGAAUAAUACACUUGUUGAAUUAUAAUUAUGAGUACCUAAUAGCUUCAAGACUAGGAGGGAUAAUUUCAAUAUAUGAUUUUGAAGAAAUAGAGCCAAGUGAGAAUAAAGAUGAACCUGUUGAAGAUCCAUACAAGCAUUUACAUGAUUUUAAGAUACCAGUUGAAAAAAAUGACAAACCCGUUGAUCUAAUCAAAAUUGAAAAAUUAGAUAGUAUACUAGUGCCUUAUUCAUCAGGAAGAUUGUUUUUAAUUCAUGCUACUGAUUUUAACUUUGAACCACUAGAAAUCAUUUUGCCAGAUACAAAACCUAUUGAUGCUUUCACCAUAAAUCCUGAAUUUGAAAAUAUAUUUGCAUUUGGAGGUAAGGAAAAUGAUUUAAAGGUAGUGGAAUUAUAUGAUUAUAAAACUAAUAGUAAAAUAUUUCAACAAGAUUACAAGGAAGCGUUUAAACCUAAAAUAUUAUAUCAAGCCAAAAAUGUCAAAAAUGAUCAUUUAGAUUUAAGAGUACCGAUAUGGAUAACUAAUAUACUAUUUUUCAACAAUGGGUCUAAUGAGAAAUUCAAAUUAAUCACAUCUACUAGAUAUGGCCAAGUAAGGAUAUAUGACUCGACACAUGGAAGAAAACCAUUGAAGGAUUACCCAAUAUGUCAGACUCCAAUCUUGACAUUGACCUUCGCAAACGAAGAACAAUCAGAGAUAAUCAUAACCGAUACUCAUAAUUUAAUAUCAAAAUAUACGUUGGACAUAAUAGAUGAGAAAGCUUUUAAAACAAAUUCCGCAACGGCUGGAGAUAUCAUUAAACCUGUUCCAAAAUCAUUGGGUAGAUAUACUGGCGGUAAUACUGGUGCAACAAAUGCCGUUCAAAUAUUGGAAGAUAUAAUUGCAUUUGCAGGUUUAGAUCGUUAUCUUCGAGUGUUUGAUGUUGAAUCUCGUGAAUUAAUAGCUAAAGUAUACGUUGGAGUUGAAGUAAGUUCCUUAAUCAUAUUAGAUGAUGAAGACGAAGCUGAAGUUGAACAAAAAAGGAAAAGAGAUGAACAGGAACAAGAAGAUGAUGAAAUGUGGAAUCAAUUGGAUAAAAAACAAAAAGUUACCUAG
Messenger RNA from Lodderomyces jiufengensis, 1239 nucleotides. It is a transcript of the gene NSA1, whose product is annotated as ribosome biosynthesis protein. Gene Ontology annotation, molecular function: protein binding. Bases 1 to 1239 code for a protein of 412 amino acids. Gene Ontology annotation, biological process: ribosomal large subunit biogenesis. Gene Ontology annotation, cellular component: preribosome, large subunit precursor; nucleolus. The transcript has a single exon. NCBI's taxonomy places the organism in Eukaryota, Fungi, Ascomycota, Pichiomycetes, Serinales, Debaryomycetaceae. The record is from RefSeq and is a predicted model, not a curated record.